This is a messenger RNA of Pocillopora meandrina, 9827 nucleotides long. Lineage: Eukaryota; Metazoa; Cnidaria; Anthozoa; Scleractinia; Pocilloporidae. The record is from the annotation of a GenBank genome assembly.
AUGGUGAACCUCAAUAUGGCGGAUGAGAUUGCAGUUGUGGCGCGCUGGGCUAUAUCUUCGAGAUUUCUGUUGCUCUUUUCUCAGGUAGGAGCAAAAAAAAAAAAAAUGUAGCGAUCGUUUGUGAAUUUUACUUUACAUUUGCGCAUUUUUUUUGUUCAGAUUUUUGUCAAUGAAUUCAUCAACGAUUACGACUCUUCGAGUAUUAUCAACGAAAACGGAGAUUCAACUCCACCAACUUCGUGGUGUGAUUUGAUAUUUCAAAGAAUGUUUGAAGGUUUCAGCAAAUGGGAUGCUGCUUAUUUUAUGAAAAUAGCCGAAGACGAUUAUAAAUACGAACAAUACCUGGCUUUCUUCCCAUUGUUCCCUUGGAUAUUAAGGAUCUUGGUACGAUUACUCCAUCCACCUUUUCAGUAUUUUUUGAACGAGCGCAGUUUAUAUCUAGCGAUUGGAUGGAUAUUGAAUUCAACUCUGUUCACAUUAGCAGCUAUUUCACUUUACAAAUUGACUUUCAAACUGUUUGGUUCAAGGACUACCGCCAUGUUGUCAUCACUACUCUUUUGCUUCAACCCUGCGAGUGUAUUUAUGUCAAGUCUGUACACGGAGAGUUUAUUCUGUUGUCUACAGUUUACGGCUAUGUGUUUUCUUGAACAAAAUUGUACAGCACUGCCACUGUUGCUUUUUGGUCUUGGCUGCGCUACUCGUUCAAAUGGUGUUUUAUCAUGUGGAUUUCUUGCACACAGAAUGAUUAAAAACUAUGUUUCUUCAGAAUUACCUUCACUGAUUACAGACCCUGGUUCUCUCACUUUUUGGCAUGUACAAAGAGGAGCAAUACUACUCCUUAGACUUAUAGUUUUAAAUGGAAUUGUGCUUGUUCCAUUUAUUAUUUUCCAGUUGAAUGGAUAUUAUUUAUACUGUAUGCCACCAAGGAGUCUCCUGAGAGAUUUGACUCAUAGUCCAUGGUGUGAUAAAUUGGUACCAUUUUCUUAUUCAUACAUUCAAGACAAUUAUUGGAAUGUUGGAUUUUUACGUUACUUUGAAGUCAAGCAAGUACCAAACUUUGCUCUUGCUGCUCCAGUUAUUAUUUUGAGUCUCAAUGCUGUACUGAUCUACUGUUUGAGCAAUAGAAAUAUUGAAACAGUUAAGACACUUGGCUUGCUCCAAAGUAAGGAAAAGUCUGAAAAAAUGACAAGGUAUGUGUUUAUUAAGUAAAGGGGGUAAUUUUCUCAUGAAACUGUGGUGCAGCCAUUUUUCAGUGGCAGGUAUUACAAGAUAAUUUGAUCAUAUAAACUGUGUUGAUAAUGUAAACUGGCUGCAAUAAAGAUUUUCCAAAGCUGACAUUUUAAGUUUUAGCUCUUUGUCAGAGUUUGGCCAAUUUACAUUUCCAGCUAAGUUGAUGAAACCAAAUUAUCAUGUCACACUUCUCAGCCUAUGUGGCAUUACAGUUUCUCUAGAAACUUCCUCUAUUUUAAAAUGUAAUUAUUCGGGGUCUGAAAAUAUCAAAACAGGUGCCAAGUGGCAAUUAAAGAUCCUUGUUUUAAUCAGUAGAGAAAAAGUUUGAUAGCCUGCAAAUUUCUGAUUCAUGAUUUUUUGAUUUGCACUUCGAUAUGAAAAAUACAAUAUUAUGUGGAGUAUUUACUUAACAAAGUCUGAUUUCAAGAGAAUUUGCAUGUAAUGCUGGUGUAAUUGUCAUGACUUGUAUUAAAGCCUUGACUGAAGUGAAAAUGAAAGUGAAAGAUGAUGUUUUUAGUGAACUAACUGGAAUGCUCUCAGAAAGAAAAAAAUCUUUCUUUAUAUGAAAGUGUUCCAUUGGAUGAAGGGUCCUACAAUCUGUCAGAAAGUUCUUACUGAGAGAAUAUUGUUUUCUGUUUUAUAAAGGAAGCCAAUUCAUCAAAAUGUUGGAAUAACUGGCAAACAAGACUUUGAUUUUUACCACCACCCUGAUGUCUUUGUUUAUGUUGUCCAUGUCUUUUUCAUGUCUUUGUUUGGUUUGACAUCCAUGCAUGUACAGGUUGGUAAAAGCUUUUUUCUCUCUCAUUUCUAAAAUUAAUUAGUUACCAUUACUAUUUCUUUAGGGAACUUAAAAAAAAUAUUGCAUGGUAUUUAUUUUGCUAGCUCUACACAAGUACAAUGUAUGGUUCUCCCUUUGCCAGAGAACUUUCACUGAAGUUUUUCAAUUUAUUUCCUCUUUCAAGUUGUGCUUUCAUUAAAUGACGAUGGUAUUGUGGUGUUUCAGAUUUUUUUUCUCAAUUUCUGGCUUAACAAGUUUUAGUAACAUCAACCUUUUUUUCAGUUUAUUAUAACAUGCUUUUAUGAGGUGGCUCAUUUACUGGGUUUUUAGCAGUCCCUCUUUUUCUAGUUUAAUCGAGCAUGAAUGAAACUAAAUGAGGUAAGCCUAAAUUAUGGCUUCUGUCAUUUUUCACAAUGCUGUAUGAAUCUCUCUUGGUGUUGGCCCUUCUUUUCGCUCUCGCUCACUGAUAAAACCAUGAACCUGUCAGGGCUAAAACUAGGAGUUUCUUUUUGGAGUUCAGUCAACUACAUGUAUUAACUACAUAGCUGCUGCUUUAUAAUUAUGUUGUAACUUCUUGAUUUUUUCCUUUUUAUCAGGUCACUACACGAUUUAUAGCCUCUGCCUCCCCUGUGAUUUACUGGUAUUCUGCACAUGUCAUCAUGAAAGAAACUUCUUGCCAAGAAUACAGACUUGACAAAAGAAAGUGGAAAGCUCAGUUGAUCAUUGGUUUUUUUUUGUCAUACUUCUUCAUUGGAACCGCUUUACAUUGCAAUUUUUAUCCCUGGACCUAAAGCUUUUUUAUUGCAUUUGAAAGCCCAGAUUAAAUAUGUUAGUCCAAAAGUCAUAAGUGCUUGUAAUGUGUUUUAAUGGUAAUGAUUGUAUUUAUUAUUUAUUUAAGCAAUAGACAGCACUUUCUAUUGGUUUACAGGUGUGUUCUCCUAAUAUCCUGAAUGGGUCAUUAGACCUGGAAACCAUUAGGAAGUGCACUAUUCCUUUUAGAAAAAUUCUCAAUACAAAACAAUUUGUGAUGGACUUACCAGAGCAAUAAAUGAUGUUCAGGGCACUGGAAGUAUUUCAGAUAUUUCAUGAAUAUUGCUUUUUUUCAUAUGCUGAUCAAUAGCCCUUUGCAAGAAUAAAAUGAAUAAUAAAGAAAUAAACUUGCUUUCUUAUGCAUAUAUAAAAAUACUAGUAACAAAUCACUGGAAACUUGAGAAGAAAGAUGAAUGAAAUUAUAAAUAAAUAGAAAUAGCAAAAAUUCAUUAAAAUUCUAACUCGAACAAAAAUAUCUUAAGUUAAUUCUAAAGACACCAAGUUUCACGACAACAUACUGGUCAACUGGCAUGCUGUUCCUCAGAUUUGAUACAGGAAAAGUAACAGACAUGUUACUAAAUGUUGUCUCCCUUUCGUGCAAGUGAACUAAUCCUCUUAGGAAUUAACCAAUUGAACUUUCAUGGACCCAUGCUAAGAACUUGUUGGGGAGCUAGUUUAUAUGCAAGUAAUUCCAAUGAUGUAUGACCAAACAAUUUCAAGAAAAAAAUAGAAUCAAAUGGAAAUAAUUUUUCCAAAAUUUACAUGACCGCUGGGUAAGUUAAAAUGAGUAGUGUUUAGGCUCAUUUAGAAUAUUUGAUUGAUUGUUUUAUCUUUUCUAUGUUUUGGAUGAAUUGAAUGGUGGGAUCUUGUGGUUUAAAUUCCAAAUUGCUCGGAUGAUGACUUCCGCUUAUAAGGCUGUCCAAAAGUCAGAAAAGUCAGUCAUCAUAAUAACUCGGACGUUCACUAUUCAAUAUCUAUGACGUUUUUUCUGAAUUAACUCUACUUUUCCUCCAUUGCACGGUAAGUAAUCCGAAAAAAUAGUUAACACUUGUGCUAAAUCUCUUUUGUUAAGAUCAUUUUUAGAAACAAAGGAGAAAUAAUGAAAUAAAAACCGCUUAAACGGACGUGAUAAGUGCUUGGUUUCCUAAUCACCUCGCGCGUCAUGAAUAUUCUCAAGAGGAUUUUGCAUGAAUAAAACAAAGAAUUUUAAAUUACAAGCCCACAAUUGGGACAAUACCAUACUUUUGACAUCAAAACCUGGACCGAUAUCAAAGAAGCAAGAGUAAGGCUACAAUUAGGGGAGAGUGGAAACAGAAUAUUUUUCUGUUGGAAGAAACGGGAUAAUUUGCCGCGAGAAACGUUACCAUAGAAACUCGUAGGGAGGCCUGGAGGCGGGAAGGACGUUUUUAGCUUGUUUGUACUCGUCAUUUGUCGGCAAUGGAGAUUAGGUUUGUGACAGUAAUUGAGCCAUUUUGACCUGCCUCAGGCUUGUAUCAAGAAAAUGGGUUGUGGAACUAGCACCCCCAAGGAUAAAGAGGACAAGGAAGGAUCCAAGUUUGAUUUUAGUCGGCGCAACACCAUAGUCGAAAAGCCAAACGUUGUGGUCGAGAUUGGCAAAGGUGUGAAGAAGAUCGACCCAGAGCGACGAAUUGUGUUCAUAUUCGGUUGGUGAUAUUUCUUCUUCUUUGCCCUAAUAAUACUCCAUUGAAAUUUAUUGUCCUUUUACUCUGCUAUGAAACUAUGUAUUCUUUUGUAUAUGACCUGGCACAGCCGCUAAAUGCUAAUCACAGAAAUAUUUUUGAUAUUCAGCGGGCUCUCCCUGUUGGAAGUAAACAUCUGUUCGAAGUAAAUUGAACGCAGAAGAGCCGACUCUUGACUACUGAAUUUUCAUUUGGUUCAUUUAAGAAAAUAUAUGGCGGAUAUAUUGAAAAUUUGUUUACAAUACCCGCCGAAAAUCAGGGACAAUUUGGAUUAAAGCUGGCAUUUUGUCUAUGCCAGAAGAAAGAAAAGAUACCAUCGCAGCGGCUACAUCACAUUAAAGUUGUUUCAAGAUGGCUAUUUUUUUGCAUUCAGCCGAGCCAUGAAUUAUUCACUCCUACAUUUAAAGACUAAUUUUUACGCUGAUGUCAGCCAUUGUUUUAAUUAUUCUAUUGAACUAGAAAAAGAACCAUCAGUUCCCUAUGAAUGGAGAAACCGAUUUCGCUUGCUUCUUUUGUGUCAAUAGAUAUUGGCGUGCAUCAGCAGAUAUAUUGAUUUUAAAUCUUCGCCACUUGCUUCUAAGAUUUUGGUUAAAGCGUGAUGUUCUCUUCUGGUUGCAGAAUAAGAUCUGUAGUUAAAUUGUAUCAAAAAUUAAUGAAGGAGGAAUUUCCCCUUCCAUACAUAAGUAAAGUCACGCUUUGGUUUAAAACUUUGUUUUCGUAAAGCGUUCUUAGCUUUCUUUCGCUGUGUACACAAUGAGCUAUAAUUAAGCAGAGUAAUUUCAUAUUUACGAUGAGACCUCGAUGAAGUAUCUUUCCUCUUGCUCUAGCACUUAAACCGCUAAGAGCAUGCGGUAUUAAGUGCGCGGAUUGAACCUUUUAUUUGUACUGCGCACUUUCCAACAGAGUGAUCAAUAUGAUUUAACUGAAAUUAUGUUCUCUAGGAGUCCGCAACGUUUUUUAUUUGUUCAUGGAAGGAUGGUUAGCUAUGUUAACAAUAAAUUUAAAAAUUCAUCUUUUCAUCUGGGCAUAGUGAUAUAUGAGUUGCAAAAUGGAAAAAAAAUCCUUUACCUUCCUCUCAUCAUGGUUUUCUAUCCACAAGACGUGGCUGAAAGUGCCCCGCAAAUUAGUUUGAGACAAAGGAUUUGGAGUCCAUACAAAGGGAGAACUUCCAAACGUCCUCCUUUUUGCUUAGUAAUUUAAUUUGAGCAACCUUCAGCCUUUGUACCAAUAAAGUAAAUCCUAAGUUCACAAAUACAAGACUUAGAAAUAUGUUCUAUAUUUUAGUUAUAUGAUAAGCUGAGUUAUACAUGCAUUUGGAUUAGUUGGUUCUUAUGUAUGAUCUACUGGAGGACAUAGUUUCAGAGGAUGUCAAAAUCUAUGUUUAAUCUAUUAAUGAACAGAUAUACAGCAACACAGCAUCUUGUUCUUAAAUUGAUCAUCUUUGUUAUGUUAAAGAUUCGGUUUAGCAAAGCUGUUUUGAUUUUUAGAAUUAUUAGUUUGACUGAAAAUCCUUUUUUUUUACAUGGUGUGUAGGAGGUCCUGGAUCAGCUAAAGGAUGUAUUGUGAAUGACCUCAAAGCCAUGUUUGGGUUUGCUUUCAUAUCAGCAGAAGAUUUAAUCUUGCAGAAACUGCCAAAAAGAGCUGCAGAAGAUGGGAAGGACCCUGUUUCUGGUACACAUGGACUGGCUGAGCUUUUGAAAGAUAAUCCAGAAUAUCUUACCUUGGAUUGGGUGUUGGAAAUACUUCUGGAAGAGAUUGAAAAGUUCCCAAAUCAGCCAAUACUGGUGGAUCUUAUUCCCAACCUCAAGUUUAUGAUGAGGGUGGAUAAAUUCAUCAAGAAAUGUGAUAUUGAAAUGAAAGAGUUUGAACAGAAGGUAUUCUAUAACUUGUAUUUAAUAACAUAUUUAAGUUUAAUUUGUGGAUAUUUUUUUGGCUGAAGAUGUCAAUACAUUAGUCAUGUAAAGGGUCAUAAAUCUGUAACUUGGAUGGAUUCAUUUCCUUUAUUGUCCUGACCUUGAUUCUGUGGAAAUAUUGUAAGGAGAAAUUAGAUGCCAGACACUCCAAGGUUUUUAAAGGGUUUUAACUUAAAAGUGGUGAGAGUGCUUACAUAUCUAUCUCUGUUGUUACCUGCUCUUUGUGGCAUUUUUACAAUGACUAGGCUUGCUGUAACAUGUAUGGCAUGUUUGUUUUUGGUUUUCAUGUCUGCUUCACAGUUGUUCAUUACAGUUUUCUGUUUUUCCUCCAUUCAGAUAAAGUAGUGCUUCAAAAAUCCAUUUUGACAUGGACAGAAAGGAUGUGCCCAUAUUGCACCAAACAUGUAUUAUCUUAAUGACAUUAACAGUGUAUUCAUUUCACCUUGACAAGUUAAAUAUGUUUGUUUACUCCUCAGUGUCCUUGUGCUUUUGCCUUAAACUUGACACUGUCCAAGGAGAAUCUUCUGAAGAACAUUAGAAACAGCCAUUCCCCUGCAUGUGCCCAGCCUCCAAGCAAAGAUCCCAGGGAUGCAUCUUCAGAUCAAGGGGAUGAAAUGGACACCAGCAGGACUAAGCGUCGCUUUGCACUCUAUCAAAAAUCAGUGCAAGAUUUCUUGAACUAUUUUAAUCUGGAAGACAGAAUUGUGAAGGUUGACACAUCUGCAGCACAAGUACAACAUAUCUGGGAUGCUAUGAUGGACUUUUUUGCAGCUGAAAUGGAUUUCAGUGCAAGCAAAGUGAUCAACACUGUUGUGCUCUUCUCAUUUGGUGAGUUCUCAGAUUGAGUGAAUUACAUUAUGUAACUCAUAUUUACUACAGCUUGAGUUGUGCUCUCCUUAGCUGCCCUGGGACUAGCAGAAAUAUUCAAUAUUCAGUAUCACUGUAAUUAUUUAAACUAGCACCCAACUUCAAAUAAGCACCCGAUGUACAAGUUGGUAGGAAAAGUUAAUAAGUGCCUAACCUUGAAGUGAAGUGAACAAGAGGAGUAUUUACCACUACCUCUUUACUGCCUUACAAUCUCUUAAUUCUAUGUUUGUGUUACAUCUCCAUGUUUUGAUAUUAGUUUGUUUUGGUGAUGGAAAAUAAACGUACUUCUUGCUGAAAAUGGCGAAAAUUUAAUAACCACCUAAGGCACUUUGUCAAAUAAAUACUGUUUUUAUAUGUAGUUACCAGCAAACCUUGCUGGCCUAAAGUGCAUGGGAUUGUAAGUAACCUGCUGCUUGGCAUACCCCUAUGAAGAAUUGUGUUAAUUAUGGUGCUAAGGCAUAUAGACAUAUAGCUAUAUAUUUUUUUGGUUUUGAUAGAUCAGAAGACUUAUCAAUCCAUAGACAAAAACAGAUACCCCAUGAAAUCAGUUCUACUUCAUGAACUCAUCAAAGAACCUCAGGCCUCUGCAGUAAGUACUGUCCAUUCCCCAGCUGCAAGCAUAUAUUUAUUACAGCACGUAUUCAUUAAAAGGAAAGAAGGCUGGAUAAAAGAAUUUUUAAAUCAUUUCAUCAAACGUUUAUGGUAGCCAAUCAAAACACAGAGUUUACUUCACCCCACCAGCCAUGUGUUAAUAUAAAGUAUUACAUAUUCAAAAAGAGUCAUUGUUUACAGUCAUGGACAAUCGCUGAUUUUAUUUCAAAUUCAGUCAAAGAGGAAAGUUUCAUCGGUAUGACCAUUACUUUGGAAGUCGAAAAGAGCACAUUUCGAUUGAAUGUUGGAAAACUAAAACCAAAAACAUAACGACAGCCAAUUAUAGCGAAGGAAGAUAUCACAUUGAGUGCGGGAAAACGCGAGUGACCAAGUCGCGAUUGGUGUAAGUUUUGAAUCUGAUUGGUUGAUUAAGUGGCAUGACUUUUCUGAACCAAUCUUAUGGCGAUGUUGAGCAUAACCAAAGCUAUCCCAGAAUAUUCUCGACACUCAAUUGAGAAUUGCUGUUAUAGGGCCGUUUAUAUGGGAUGGUUAUUUAACUGUCGUGAAGUGUUAAAUCAUCUUUUAUUGCAUCGUAGGAAGAUGUCCUUUCAGCACUCGCAAAACAUUUGGAUGAUAGUGCACUGCAGUCGCGUUCAUUCUUGGUUGAUGUAUCAGGGACGUCCAUUGAUGAGGAACAUAUCUCUGAACAGGUACAAUUUCAACUUAGAAGUCUCAAGUUCAGCGGCAAAGUUCUGCUUUCUGUUGAUCAAGCGUUUAAUAUUGACGUGAUUGGGAGAUUCUGGAUCUGAAUCAACCCUGUUUAUACCAUGAAUGUUGGGUUCAUCGCUAAGAACGGAUUGAAAAAUGACUUAAGAUUUCUUGUUUGAACACAAGGUCAGAACAUCUUUUUGAGGAAUAGACGUAGUUACUCACCAUGCUAUAUCAGGUGUAUUGUAUGGUUGACAAUUCGAAGUUCUGGAAUAAGUGCUCCAGGUUUAAUCCCUGGACGACAUCACUGUUUUAAGUAUCGUCAACACUCCGGGCUAUGGCUUCUGCGAACCUUGUAGUGAAAUGAAGUCUAGGUAACGGAGAUUAGCGACAGAAGGGACGUUGUAUCCUCUCCUGUCUGAUUCCCAAAGCACUCUUAUCUCACUUUGUCUUAUACGAAGUUUUUCCUCUUGUAACUCAGCAGCUCAAAUGGGCUGAUGACCGACGGUCAAGAAUCAAAGAACAUUUGAUUCCUUGUCACCAAUGGUUUUGCUAAAGGAACUAAAAGAAAAAAAACAUAAAACAAAAAAAAUGUAAAGGUGUAAUUUGCGAAGACUUGCCUUUGAUGCAAAUGUUUUUUGUACUUUUUACUUUCAGUUUACGAAACCACAGAUUCUGUUUGUAGACGUUGACGUAGGUCAGUUGGAUUACUUCUUGCACGGACUCAAGCGCAAAACAGACAGGAAGAAGUCCAUUUUCAGGAAGAAAGCACAGUUAUACAAAUCAGUCAGCUCAACGGAGAAUGAAACUUUACUGUUCCCUGAACACAUCGAUACUGAAUUGUGCAGAAGAAUCGCUAUCUGUUUGGCGGAACAACGAGCUAGUUGAGAAAUGUUUAUCCUUAAUUUUUUCUCGUGUUCAUGGUAGUACAUAUCUUAAUACUAGUGAUCAAAUCACUUUUUACAGUUGAUACAAACAAAAUUUUAUCUUUCUUCCCAUUCGACAUGGAGUCCUGUAUAUACUUGGUUCAGUGUGACUUAAAGAAACCACAGUUGAAGAUUUUAUUUUUACAAAAAAAGAAAAUAAUUAUUUAUUAGAGAUGAUUGUGCGACACUCAUAUUUAAUUCUUUGUUACAAACUCUGACGUUCUGUGUCGUUCAAGAUCCGGAGUUUGAACACAGAUAAAGCUGUUAAGUUGUCUUGGGAGAAAAAAUUUCUCUGGCUUGUAUA